UGGAAAUGUUAAUACGGUGGGCCCAGCGGCGUAAACAUUACUCAAUUUCCUCCGCCGCCACCACCGCCUCCGCCGCUGCACCACCGCCGGGCCGAUCUCUCUUCCACAUCCGCACGCCAAUACUCCAUCAAAUCCACACCUACUUUCCGAUCAAACUCAUCAUCCACAGCAACGAGAGCUUGUUUGAUUAGCGGAAACACACACAAAAUAAGCUACAUUUUCCUCGAUCGCCAUGGAUUCCCCCAAUGAAAGAGGCGCUCCUCCCCAAAUGUCAGGCGAGAGAGAUCUCGAGAAAGGAUUCAGAGCGGAGCACUUCUGGCCGUCGCCGUCGCCGCGAGCGCCGGCGCUGGUGGUCUCCAACUCCAGCAAAGCCCUAAUCGUGUCGAAUUCAGGCAAACGGUUCGAUCAAUCGGGGAAGAAGAAGUACGUGAGGCAGGUGACUGGCCGCCACAACGAUACGGAGCUCCAUUUGGCUGCGCAGAAGGGUGAUGUGACGGCGGUGAUUGGGAUUUUGGGAGAAAUCGACGAGCAGAUGCUUAGAGCAUCCGCAGCGGCAUCUUCGAAUGAUGGUUGCGUGCUAAGACCUCUGAUUUUUGGUGACAAAAUGUCUUACAAUGAAGCUCCUGUUCAAGUUGCGUAUGCCCCGUGA
Salvia splendens (bonfire salvia) is the source of this 649-nucleotide messenger RNA. RefSeq names its product ankyrin repeat-containing protein ITN1-like. The record is from RefSeq and is a predicted model, not a curated record. NCBI's taxonomy places the organism in Eukaryota, Viridiplantae, Streptophyta, Magnoliopsida, Lamiales, Lamiaceae. The coding region runs from base 233 to 649 and encodes 138 amino acids. The transcript has 4 exons.